CGAAAAAAGGAGCCCCCACCCUUGGCCACCACUAAUCUCUUACCCGGGAACAAAACACCGCCGCUGUUCUUGAUCCACCGACGACCAUUCUCCGGUGGGAAAUUUUCGGGGAGGUCAUGAUCUGCUGACCGCCCCCAAACCAACCCAUCGUGUCCGGCCGGCGAGAACAAUGUCUUGCUGCGGCAGCGCCGAGGAGGACACGUACGGCCCGCCGGCGAACCAAGCCGCUCCGCCGCCCAACGUCAACGCUCCCGGCAACAGAGGCGGGCCGAGGGGGCCCGGCGCCGCGAGGCCCGGAGGGCCGCCCAAGGUGGUCACCAUCGACGUGCCGGCGAUCCCGCUAGACGAGCUCAACAAGAUGACCAACAAUUUCAGCGACAAGGCCCUCAUCGGCGAGGGCUCCUACGGCCGCGUCUACAAUGGUACCCUUAGCGACGGCCGCCCCGCCGUCAUCAAGAAGCUCGAUCCCAGCGCCUCAACGGAGUCCGACUCCGAAUUCUCUGCUCAGCUAGCAAUGGUCUCCAAGCUUAAGAACGAGUACUUCGUGGAACUCCUGGGCUAUUGCAUGGAGGAUGGGAACCGCAUGCUGGCCUAUCAAUUUGCAACCAUGGGUUCUUUGCAUAAUAUCUUGCACGGCAAGAAAGGAGUGCAGGGCGCUGAACCCGGGCCGGUGCUCAACUGGGCUCAGCGCGUGAAGAUAGCUUACGGAGCGGCAAGGGGGCUAGAGUACCUACAUGAAAAAGUCCAACCAUCGAUUGUUCAUCGAGAUAUUCGGUCGAGUAACGUCCUAAUAUUCGACGAAUUCAGCUCCAAGAUUGCGGACUUCAACCUGACAAACCAGGGCACCGACACCGCUGCCCGGUUACAUUCGACUCGUGUGCUAGGAACAUUUGGAUACCACGCACCAGAAUAUGCCAUGACAGGGCAAAUCAACCAAAAGAGUGACGUCUAUAGCUUCGGCGUGAUCCUACUAGAACUACUGACGGGAAGAAAACCGGUCGAUCACACCAUGCCAAAAGGGCAGCAAAGUCUUGUUACUUGGGCCACUCCAAGGUUGAGCGAAGAUAAAGUAAAACAAUGCGUUGAUCCAAAGCUCAACAGUGACUACCCUCCAAAAGCCGUCGCCAAGCUAGCAGCAGUGGCAGCGCUGUGCGUGCAGUACGAAUCCGACUUCAGACCGAACAUGACGAUCGUUGUGAAGGCGAUUCAGCCCCUUCUCAACCAAAAACCGGCUGGACCAGCCGCCGAAGCACCGAGACCCUGAUCGUUCAGCGCUAGGCGGCACAAAGAAGCUUCAACGAACUCUUGCAUGGUUCCAUGUGUUAUAUCUAUAGAUCAUCUACUUGAUUUGUUUAGGUCAUGGGCUGACCACCUGUGGCGGUGCUAGGUUCAAAACCUUGUCAUGUCAAAAUUUUCUGACCGAAAAUCGUGUAGACAAAUUAAACAGGAGAAACAGAAAAGAAUGUACUUUCUUAUGGUAGCAGUCCUUUAUAUGGUUAUGCAAAUAUUUGAUAUGAAUGCAAUA
This is a messenger RNA of Triticum dicoccoides, 1525 nucleotides long. Its product is annotated as probable protein kinase At2g41970. Gene Ontology annotation, biological process: protein phosphorylation. The transcript has 8 exons. NCBI's taxonomy places the organism in Eukaryota, Viridiplantae, Streptophyta, Magnoliopsida, Poales, Poaceae. Bases 170 to 1264 code for a protein of 364 amino acids. The record is from RefSeq and is a predicted model, not a curated record. Gene Ontology annotation, molecular function: ATP binding; protein tyrosine kinase activity.